AUGCCUCUCCUAGCUGAAGACCCCAACUCAGCUAUCAUGCCGGAUUUCGAAACAGCAGAAUUCGCACAAGCUCGUGCUCAACUCACGAACGAAACGACAAACGAACAGCAAGCUGCAGAAAUUCUAGCCAACCUAUGGGAUAUUCAGAAUGAUGCAGACAAAUGUCGUUGGGCUGCGAGAAUCCAGGAAGAGACCCAAGCAGCAGAAGCAGAAUGGCGACAAGCCGAAGAAGCUGAAGCUCAACGCCAACAAACCCUCCUCAUGGAACAAGAAGCAGCCAUCUCUGAAGAACGAAAGAAAAACAAAUCCAAAUAUGCAUUGGUCUGCAAUAUCGACAUUCCUUCUAACCCCAUAAUCCUACCGUGUCGAUACGCAGUCUGGAAAAUGAAAUCAGGAGAUUCCUGUGAACUAUUCUACUUCACUAACAGUGGUUUGGAAGAAGCUUCUCAUACCAUGUUUACAGCCGAUGAAGACACCCUUGUGGUGCUCCCCAUGUCCGACGGGAUGUGGAUUCCCGCUGGCGCUGCUCGAGACCCCAAAGCACAAAUAGUCAAAGACGAGAGUCUCACCUGGGAACAAUUCAACGAAGCAGCCCCGCGGAUGCUUUCUGGUCGGCAUUGCAGAAUCACCGCUGGCAUCAUGAUUUCGAUGUUCACAAACAGAGAGCACUACUACUAUAUCAAGCUCAACAACGGAGACGCUGGCACCUAUCCAUAG
Molecule: messenger RNA, 717 nt
Organism: Suillus subalutaceus
Lineage: Eukaryota; Fungi; Basidiomycota; Agaricomycetes; Boletales; Suillaceae
Exons: 2
Coding region: 1-717 (238 amino acids)
Source: RefSeq, a predicted model, not a curated record